Molecule: messenger RNA, 333 nt
Organism: Clunio marinus
Lineage: Eukaryota; Metazoa; Arthropoda; Insecta; Diptera; Chironomidae
Source: the annotation of a GenBank genome assembly
AUGAAAGCAAAGAUUAUGAUAUUCAGUUCGAGCAUGUCAAGAAAAUUAAGCAUUCUGAUGAGAGUUAAAAGCACUUCAAACGUGAGCUACCAAAAAGUGCUUAAACAGUAUAGCAGUCGCUUGAGUGACUACGAGCGUCAAGAGAUUGAAAAAUAUCCGGAAAUUUGGUAUUUAGGCAUGGAAUCGUGCAAGAUAAACGCCAAACCUGGAACGCCAUUGAAUUGUGGUUAUGACGAUGAAAAUGGAAGCUAUAAUAAGAAUAUUUUAGCAACAGGAGGUUGUGAAAGUGACGAAGACAUGCAAGUGUUGAAAUAUGAUAAAGCAACAAAAUAA